AUGGGCACCUUACUGCUCGGCUUGCGGGGGCGCCACCUCUGCCUGACGCGUAUCCGGCGGCUGCUGGUCCGGAGUAAAGUUACACAGAGCAGCCUGGGGCAGACUCUGCUGUGCAGAAGGAUAACCCCGGCCUGUCAGGGAAUACCGAACUUCUUCCUGAAGCCGCAUAUCAUCAGAGAUCCCGUUCAGCUAUGGAGGCUGCUAGGGGGAAUUCAUUAUUUCCAUAACACUGAAUCCAGGCGGCAAGACAACAAAAGUGACGAUUCAAAUCGGAGACGGCCACCUGACGAUGACGAUGGCAAGAAUAAUAAAAGUGCAGCGGUCAGCUUAUUUCGGCAAUUUCUUGGCAUCGUUUUGAUGGGUAUACUGAUCAAGUUCCUGACUGGGAUGAACCAAAAUGUAGAAGUCUCCUGGAACGACUUUGUAAAUGAAAUGCUAGCCAAGGGUGAGGUAGUACGGUUGGAUGUCGAUCCGGAGAAGGACUGUGUAUAUGUAUAUCUAUAUGAUACAGACGCUGUAAAUGGCCAGAGGACCAUGUACAGAAUGCACAGAAUGAAAGUUGCCAAUAUAGACCGGCUUGAGGAAAAGCUGCGUGCUGCAGAAGACGCUUUAAACAUUUCUCCGAUGGAUCGGAUCCCUGUUACAUACCGGCGCAUUGGCUUCUAUGACAAGCUCUGGUAUUCCAUCAUCCUAGCUUUCUUUUUUGUUUUCUUGUUAAUUGUUAUUUUGCGGGCAACUGGACUGACAGGCCGCCAAGGAGCUUUCAGCGCUUUUAACCAGCUAAAGAUGGCUCGUUUCACCAUUGUAGAUGGAGCUUCUGGGAAAGGAAUCAGCUUUAAAGACGUUGCUGGGAUGCAUGAGGCUAAGAUGGAAGUGAAGGAAUUUGUGGAUUAUUUGAAGAAUCCAGCGCGAUACCUACACUUGGGGGCUAAAGUGCCUAAAGGUUCACUACUUCUUGGGCCACCAGGAUGUGGUAAAACUUUGCUCGCUAAGGCCGUAGCGACAGAAGCACAGGUGCCCUUCCUAGCAAUAGCGGGCUCAGAAUUUGUGGAGGUGAUUGGAGGCCUAGGUGCAGCCCGUAUGCGCAGCCUCUUCAAAGAAGCUCGAUCCCGAGCUCCCUGCAUUGUUUACAUUGAUGAGAUUGAUGCAGUAGGAAAGAAAAGGUCCACAAACAUGGCUACUUUCUCCAACACCGAGGAGGAACAAACCUUGAACCAGCUGCUGGUAGAGAUGGAUGGUAUGGGUACCACUGAUCAUGUGAUAGUGCUCGCCUCCACCAACAGGGCUGACGUCCUGGACAACGCAUUGAUGCGGCCGGGAAGACUGGACAGACAUAUCUUCAUCGAUCUCCCCACAUUACAGGAGAGAAGAGAGAUUUUUGAGCAGCACCUAAAGGGCCUGAAGCUGACACAGCCUGGGAACUUUUACUCCCAGCGUCUGGCAGAACUUACGCCUGGAUUCAGUGGAGCAGAUAUUGCUAAUAUUUGUAACGAGGCGGCUCUCCAUGCUGCUCGAGAAGGCCAUCUAUCAGUACACACCUCCAACUUCGAGUAUGCUGUGGAGCGAGUGAUCGCAGGUACUGUCAAGAAAAGCAAGAUCAUGUCAAAGGAGGAGAGGCGUGUGGUGGCGUAUCAUGAGUCUGGACAUGCCCUGGUAGGGUGGUUGCUAGAAAACACUGAAGCAGUGAUGAAGGUUUCUAUCGCUCCAAGAACCAAUGCAGCACUGGGGUUUGCUCAGAUCUUGCCGAGGGAACAGUAUCUGUUCACCAAGGAACAGUUGUGUGAGCGGAUGUGUAUGGCACUAGGCGGCAGAGUAGCCGAGGUCAUCACCUUCAACAAGGCCACAACCGGAGCUCAAGAUGACCUGAGGAAGGUGACUAAGGUGGCUUAUGACAUGGUGAAACAUUACGGCAUGGUGGCCAGCAUCGGACAAGUGUCAUUUCCAGAUGGUGAGAAAACCGGCAUCGGGAGACGACCAUUCAGCCAGGGGCUUCAGGAAAUGAUGGAUUAUGAAGCUCAGCAGCUGGUGGCCUCGGCUUACAAGAGCACAGAGAAACUACUGCUGGCUAACAAGGACAAAUUACAGCUGUUGGCCGAUGCCCUACUGGAGCGUGAAGUUAUUAAUUACAGCGACAUCGAAGAGCUGAUCGGUCCUCCUCCACAUGGACCUAAGAAAAUUAUCGCGCCACAGAGCUGGAUUGAGGCCGAGAAGGACAAACAAGACACUGGAGAGGAGGAGCCGCGCAGGCCACCACCUCCAAAAGACCUGGAAAAUGACACAAACCUAAGCCCAGUGUGAGAGCUGCGAGGAGGAACCCGGCUUCAUACAAUGUACUGACCAUGUGAUCAGAGUCCACCAAUAAUGGCUGAUGCCACAGUAGACUGCUGAU
Molecule: messenger RNA, 2389 nt
Organism: Nanorana parkeri
Lineage: Eukaryota; Metazoa; Chordata; Amphibia; Anura; Dicroglossidae
Gene: SPG7
Product: SPG7, paraplegin matrix AAA peptidase subunit
Exons: 17
Coding region: 1-2298 (765 amino acids)
Biological process (GO): mitochondrial protein processing; protein-containing complex assembly
Cellular component (GO): m-AAA complex; membrane
Molecular function (GO): metalloendopeptidase activity; ATP binding; ATP-dependent peptidase activity
Source: RefSeq, a predicted model, not a curated record